AGAGAGGGAGGGAGGGAGAGAACGAAGGACAGGGAAUUGUAAAGCGAAUCUCCCAAGGACACAAUACAAAGCAGUAGGAACGGAGCGGGGCGAACACGAAGACGAUCCGGACUAAUGUUGCCGCAGUGUCUCGCGCAAGAGCGACGGAGACGAGAAGCCCACAGGAAUUGCGUUGGAAACGCACCAGCGUUGGUCUCCUUGCUUGUGCGCUGUUGAUUCUCAUCGUGCAAGGACGGGAAGAAAGUGUCUUCCUCUGGCGCGGCCCUAUCCUGGGCAGGAAGGAGGAGAUUGGGAAAAAUUGUGUCCUGUUCAAGCAGGGCGGAUACGGGCAGGGAGUCGAGGAGUUUGAAACAAAUCAGCGAAAUAGAAAGAAAGAGGGGGCGGUGGGCGCGUCUGGAUUUGGGAAGCCUACUGUCGAUACGAGGUCCCGAGUAAAGUGAGCGGUGAAGCUAGCGAACUGGAAUACAGGCGGAGUUAGUCGUGUACCUCGUACAAACUUUCAUGGGAGGCCACUUGUUCACCUCUUAUUCGUCUCCAGGCCUGUAUUAUUACAGCACUGAGUCGGUGGCCAGCAUCUUCUUUAGUCUUGUUCCGAGUCAUCAGCGACAACUGCUUCCAUAUGUGUGGCUACCUUGAGUCCCGCCUGAAGGCCUCAUCAUCGAUUCUUGCUAAGAAAUCAUAAUCCUGCUUAUGUCUCCCCAUAUCUCUAUAUUCGUCAAAUCCGUGUUCGAUGGGUUCUUCUUGUCAAUGCUGGCGACAAGCGUUAUUGUGGUAUCAGUGAAUUGGCAGCGAUAUAAUAAGUGUACAUAUCCACUCCACAUAUGGAUCGUGGUGGACUAUGCAACAGUUUUCCUUUUUCGUGUAUUUAUGUUCAUCGACAAUGGACUGGCAGCGGGAAUGGGACCGGACGCCAGUAGGGAAGAGAGGGAUUCACGUUUUAAAGGGCGAGUAGCAGUCAUCUCAUUCCUCACUUUUAUACUAUACCCAUUCCUGUGGGCUUGGACGGUGAUUGGAAGCCUCUGGUUUACAGACGCCAAAACUUGCUUGCCAGAAGAAGGCCAAAAGUGGGGAUUUUUGAUAUGGCUGGUUUUCAGUUACUGUGGAUUGAUUUGCGUGGCCUGCAUCUCCGCUGGCAAGUGGCUAUUGAGGCGGCAAGCACACUUGCAAUUAGUUUCACACGGUUCUGCUCCAGUCUCUGAAUUUCAGGUCUUGUUCGAGCUGAUCAGGGUACCUGAUUGGGCUUUUCUCUCGGUGGCCUCUGGUCAAGAGAACAAUAUUGGCCAAGGAGGACAGGAUACAGUUUCGUAUCAUCCCGGGCUCUACUUGUCCCCUUUACAGAGAGAAGAGGUAGAGAAACUCAUACAGGAACUGCCCAAAUUUCGGCUUAAAGGGGUUCCGUCAGAGUGCACUGCCUGCCCGAUUUGCUUAGAUGAGUUUGAGGUUGGAACUGAGGUGCGAGGCUUGCCAUGCGCACACAACUUUCACGUGGCUUGCAUCGACGAGUGGUUGCGGCUGAACGUGAAAUGUCCUCACUGUCGCUGCCCUGUAUUUCCGGAACUUGAUUUUUCAGCUGGCACGCCAUCCCCCUCUCAACCGUAUCCUGGAACUGAGCGUGGAAGUGGGAGUGGUGGAAUGGGUUCAGUCCAAGGUGGGUCAGCCUCUACUAAUAAUCGAAGUCGGCUCAUAAGAGCCCACCCUGGUCUUGGUCAAAGCAAUCUAUUAAGGUUACAAGAUUUAUUGAGAACCAUGCAUAGCCGAGAGCCACAUUUUGAGGAACCUGUUGCAAACGUCCCACCUCAGGAGACAAAUUACUCUGAGACGCCUCAAGGGCCUGACCAAAGUUCUUUGAGCUUGACCCUGAAAGUCGAUGAUGGUAAUUCUGGUGAUGCAGAGGCUCCUCCCGAUACGGCGUUGAGAGACAUUUCUUCUUUCCAAAUAGGCGGUUCUGGUGGUGCAGAGGGUUCCAGACAUCACAUGGAACCUCCCGUGGUGGUCGUAGUAGAUAGAUCGCCUCUUGAUCGGAUGUAGGUAGUGCGCAGGUCAGCUUGUUAAGGUAUUGUGUCCUGUUGUAAUUCUAGAGCUUAGAUAUUCUUUCCGUUCAAUUUUUGAGAAAAAUGGUCCGAUUAAACAGAUGGCAAAUUCGUACAUGCAGCCAUGUUUCAGGAUUUGCCUGUCAGAUAUGUUCAUUUUCGUUUCUGGGUGCAUUUAUUAAGAAUCCAGUUACCAUUACAACCAUUAUGGUUCUUUGAAAGCAUGAGUUGGCUCUUCGAAGCUCCUUCUGUGUCUGAGAAGUCUGCCGAGGCCACCUUUUCCCGGGAGCACGUUCAGUAUAUUCCAAGAUCGAUUGUACAGUAUCCAAAGAUGGGAGUGACACC
Molecule: messenger RNA, 2375 nt
Organism: Marchantia polymorpha subsp. ruderalis
Lineage: Eukaryota; Viridiplantae; Streptophyta; Marchantiopsida; Marchantiales; Marchantiaceae
Source: the annotation of a GenBank genome assembly